Molecule: messenger RNA, 6217 nt
Organism: Erigeron canadensis
Lineage: Eukaryota; Viridiplantae; Streptophyta; Magnoliopsida; Asterales; Asteraceae
Product: callose synthase 9
Exons: 51
Coding region: 173-5914 (1913 amino acids)
Biological process (GO): (1->3)-beta-D-glucan biosynthetic process
Cellular component (GO): plasma membrane; 1,3-beta-D-glucan synthase complex
Molecular function (GO): 1,3-beta-D-glucan synthase activity
Source: RefSeq, a predicted model, not a curated record
ACAGAUUCAACUCUUUUCUCUCUCCAAUUGAACUAUACAUAUACAAUUACAUAUAUAUAUAUAUAUAAAUUAUAUAUAUACACACACUGACUUUUAAAAUAUAUAUAUAUAUAUAAUAGUUUUGUUACCUCGGAUCUUUUGCACCGCUACGAUCUACAUAUCCGUAAGAUAGAUGUCUCAGAUGGACCACAGAGAUAUGGCCUCUCUGUGGGAGCGUUUGGUUCGUGCUGCACUUCGAAGGGAAAGAACCGGGUUUGAUGCUUAUGGACGCCCUGCUGGCGGCAUUGCUGGAAAUGUUCCAUCUUCACUCUCAAAUAGUAGGGACAUUGAUCCCAUUCUAAGAGCAGCCGAUGAAAUCCAAGAUGAAGAUCCAAACAUUUCCAGGAUUUUAUGUGAGCAUGCUUAUACUUUGGCUCAAAAUUUAGAUCCUAAUAGUGAAGGUAGGGGCGUGCUACAGUUCAAGACAGGGUUAAUGUCUGUGAUCAAGCAAAAACUAGCAAGGAGGGAUGGUGCAGAUUUUGAUCGAAAUCAAGACAUAACUCGCUUACGGGAGUUCUACAAGAUAUACAGAGAGAAGAAUGAUGUAGAUAAGCUACGGGAGGAGGAAAUGGAACUGCGGGAGUCGGGUACUUUUAGUGGAAACUUUCAAGAGUUAGAACGCAAAACCGUGAAGAGAAAACGGGUUUUUGCAACUCUUAAAGUUUUGGGAACUGUUUUAGAGCAGCUUUCUAAGGAAAUUUCUCCUGACGAGGCAGAAGAAUUGAUUCCUGAUGAGUUAAAGCGUGUGAUUGAAUCUGAUGCUGCUAUGACAGAAGAUUUAAUUGCUUAUAAUAUUAUUCCUCUUGAUGCUCCUGCUAUGACCAAUGCUAUCACUUCGUUCCCAGAGGUUCGUGCUGCAAUAUCGUCUUUGAAGUACUUCAGAGGUCUUCCAAAGCUGCCGGGAAAUUUUCCGUUACCCGCUACCAGGAGUGCCGAUGUUCUCGACUUUCUGCACUACAUUUUUGGAUUUCAGAAAGGUAAUGUUUCGAACCAAAGGGAGAAUAUUGUCAAUCUUCUUUCAAAUGAGCAAAGUCGACUUGGUACUCCUGAUGAGCAAGAACCGAAACUGGACGAGGGUGCCGUGGAUAGGGUAUUUGUAAAGUCUCUGGAUAACUACAUCAAAUGGUGCAACUACCUGGGUAUCCCACCAAUGUGGAGCAAUACGGAUGUCAGCAAGGAAAAGAAAAUACUUUUUAUUUCGCUGUACUUUUUGAUUUGGGGUGAAGCUGCCAACGUUCGAUAUCUCCCAGAAUGCUUGUGCUACAUAUUUCACCGUAUGGGGGAAGAAGUGGAUGAUAUAUUGAGGCAGCAACUUGCAAAGCCAGCUGUCAGCUGUGUUACUGAGAAUGGCGUCUCAUUUCUUGAACAAGUCAUUUGCCCUCUUUACGACGUUAUUGCUGCAGAGGCUGAUAACAACGAAAAUGGGAAGGCUCCUCAUUCCGCGUGGAGAAAUUAUGAUGAUUUCAAUGAGUACUUCUGGUCUCGUAGCUGUCUUAAACUUGGUUGGCCUUUAGACAGAAAUUCAUCAUUUCUUUUGAAGCCAUCGCGGAGGUCAACGAAUAUAUUGAAAGCUAGCGCCAGUAAGCGUCGUGGGAAAACCUCAUUCGUUGAGCACCGGACGUUUUUUCAUCUUUACCAUAGUUUCCACCGCCUAUGGAUAUUCCUUUUCAUGAUGUUUCAGGCGCUUGCCAUAAUAGCUUUCAAUGAUGGAAAACUAGAUGGCAAGACAGUACGUUUAGUUCUUAGUCUUGGCCCAACUUUUUUUGUUAUGAAGCUUUUUCAAAGUGUAUUGGAUAUUGUGGUGAUGUACGGUGCCUAUUCUACAACAAGACACUUGGCUGUUUCACGGAUUUUUGUUCGUUUUUUAUGGUUUAGCUUUGCUACCAUAUUCAUAAUCUUUCUUUAUGUGAAAGGCCUCCAAGACACGACUAAUUCAAUAUCGGGGUCUAUUGUUUUCAAGAUAUAUGUAAUUGUUCUAUGCAUAUAUGCUGGAAUUCAAUUCUGCUGGAGCUCGUUGGCACGGUUACCAUCAUGUCACCAUCUAAUCGACCGGUUGGGUAAUUCAUCUGUAGUUCGUUUAGUCAAGUGGAUUCAUCAGGAGCAUUAUUAUGUUGGGAGAGGCAUGUAUGAAGCAACAACAGAUUAUAUCAUGUAUGUGUUUUUCUGGCUUAUUGUAUUGGGAGGAAAGUUUGCAUUUGCCUAUUUUCUUCAGAUCAGGCCCCUAGUGAAACCAACACGGCAGCUAAUCGAUAUUAAAGAUUUGCGUUAUUCCUGGCAUGAUUUUGUAUCAAAAAACAACCAUAAUGCCUUGACUAUUGCUAGCUUGUGGGCACCGGUGUUUUGUAUCUAUCUUCUAGACAUCCACAUCUUUUACACCAUUAUAUCUGCUGUUGUGGGUUUUUUGCUUGGAGCUAGAGAUCGUCUUGGUGAGAUUAGGUCUUUGGGCGCCGUCCACAAAUUCUUUGAGAGGUUCCCUGAGGCAUUUAUGGAUAAUCUUCAUAUUCCUUUAGCUAACAGGAAUUCUCUUACACUAACUGGUCAGGUUUUGGCAAAAAACAAGUUUGAUGCUUCACGAUUUUCACCCUUUUGGAAUGAGAUUGUGAAUAAUCUGCGAGAAGAAGAUUACAUUACCAAUUUGGAAAUGGAAUUGCUGCAAAUGCCAAAGAAUUCUGGGUCUGUUCCUAUGGUUCAGUGGCCACUUUUCCUCCUAGCUAGCAAGAUAUUCCUUGCAAAAGACAUUGCUGGAGAGAGUGACACGCAAGAUGAGCUGUGGGAUAGGAUUUCAAGGGACGACUACAUGAAGUAUGCAGUUGAAGAGUGCUUUUAUACCAUCAAGUUAAUUUUGACUUCAGUUUUGGAUGAUGAUGGAAAAUUGUGGGUUGAAAGAAUAUAUGAAGACAUUAGAGCAAGUAUAGUGAAAGGAAGCGUCUAUGCCGACUUCCAACUGAAAAAGUUGGCUCUUGUAAUUCAAAAAGUUACUGCACUUACAGGAAUUUUGAAAGAAGUUGGAACACCUGAACUGGAGAGUGGUGCAGUCAAUGCUGCUCUUGAUCUUUAUGAUGUUAUUAAGCUCGAUUUUUUUAGUGUCAAUAUGAGAGAAAACUAUGCCACUUGGAAUUUCUUGUUAAAAGCAAGGCAGGAAGGUCGCCUGUUUUCGAAGUUAAAGUGGCCAAAAGAUCCUGAAUUGAGGUCACAAAUUCGGAGGUUACAUUCGCUUUUCACUAUCAAGGAUUCAGCAGUAAAUGUCCCUAGAAACCUAGAGGCUAGACGCAGGUUGGAGUUCUUCACGAAUUCACUUUUCAUGUCCAUGCCCAGAACCAAGCCUGUUCGAGAAAUGUUAUCUUUCAGCGUUUUCACUCCAUAUUAUUCGGAGACUGUUCUCUAUAGUAUGAAUGAGCUUCUUAAGAAAAAUGAAGAUGGGAUUUCGAUUUUAUUUUAUCUUCAAAAGAUUUAUCCAGAUGAAUGGAAAAAUUUUCUUGCACGGAUUGGUCGUGAUGAAAACACUCAUGAGUCGGUUCUAAUUGAUAAUCCAGACGAUAACCUUGAACUUCGGUUCUGGGCAUCAUAUCGUGGACAAACACUGGCACGAACUGUGCGAGGAAUGAUGUAUUACCGAAAAGCUCUAAUGCUUCAAGCUUAUCUGGAAAGAAUGACUGUUGGAGAUAUGGAAGCGCCAGUUACCGAUAAUGAAGCAACCGAUACUAAAGGAUUUGAGUUUUCUCCUGAAGCAAGAGCUCAUGCGGACCUAAAAUUUACGUAUGUUGUGACGUGUCAGAUAUAUGGGAAACAGAAAGAAGAUCAAAAGCCCGAGGCUGCUGAUAUUGGCUUGUUAUUGCAAAGAAAUGAAGCACUUCGAGUUGCUUUCAUUGAUGAAGUGGAGACUUUGACUGCUGGUAACAAAGAGUACUUCUCUAAACUCGUUAAGGGUGAUAUUAACGGGAAAGACAAGGAAGUAUAUUCAAUAAAAUUGCCUGGGAAUCCCAAACUUGGUGAAGGAAAACCAGAAAAUCAAAAUCAUGCGAUUGUAUUCACCCGUGGAAAUGCUCUUCAAACUAUAGACAUGAAUCAGGACAACUAUUUUGAAGAAGCUUUAAAGAUGAGAAAUCUUCUGGAGGAAUUUCAUGCUUAUCAUGGUAUCCAUCCUGUUACAAUUCUUGGUGUGAGAGAGCAUGUGUUUACGGGGAGUGUCUCUUCUUUAGCUUCUUUCAUGUCCAAUCAAGAAACAAGUUUCGUUACUCUUGGACAGCGCGUUUUGGCAACACCAUUAAAGGUUCGCAUGCAUUAUGGCCACCCAGAUGUAUUUGAUAGAGUGUUCCAUAUAACACGGGGUGGUAUUAGCAAAGCAUCUCGUGUGAUCAACAUUAGCGAAGAUAUUUAUGCCGGUUUUAAUUCAACUUUGAGGCAAGGAAAUAUCACUCAUCAUGAGUACAUACAAGUUGGCAAGGGACGUGAUGUUGGGCUCAAUCAGAUUGCACUGUUUGAAGGAAAAGUGGCGGGUGGAAAUGGCGAGCAGGUUCUUAGUAGGGAUAUAUACAGACUUGGACAGUUGUUUGAUUUCUUCCGAAUGCUUUCAUUCUACUUUACAACUGUUGGAUUCUACUUUUGUACCAUGUUAACGGUGAUUACUGUGUACUUUUUUCUGUAUGGCAAAUUGUAUUUGGCAUUGUCUGGAGUUGGUGAAGAUAUCCAAAACAGAGCCGACGUAUUAGACAACAGAGCUCUAAAUGCAGCUUUGAAUACACAGUUCCUAUUUCAGAUUGGUGUCUUCACCGCUAUACCCAUGGUUUUGGGUUUUAUCUUGGAGCAAGGAUUCUUGAGGGCUGUUGUUAGUUUUAUCACCAUGCAAUUUCAGCUGUGUACCGUUUUCUUCACGUUUUCUUUGGGCACAAGAACACAUUACUUUGGCCGAACCAUUCUUCAUGGUGGUGCAAAGUAUCAUGCAACUGGUCGGGGCUUUGUCGUGCGCCACAUUAGAUUUUCAGAGAACUACAGGCUUUAUUCACGCAGCCAUUUUGUCAAAGCAUUGGAAGUUGUUCUAUUGCUAGUAGUGUAUAGUGCGUAUGGGUUCAAUGAAGCUGGUGUAGUAGGCUACAUUCUUCUUAGUGUUAGCAGCUGGUUUAUGGCAAUAUCGUGGCUUUUUGCUCCGUAUAUGUUUAAUCCCUCAGGUUUUGAAUGGCAAAAGACGGUUGAGGACUUCCGCGAUUGGACAAAUUGGCUCUUUUAUAGGGGAGGAAUCGGUGUCAAAGGUGAAGAAAGUUGGGAAGCAUGGUGGGAUGAAGAAUUGUCUCAUAUCCGAACACUUGGGGGAAGGAUUAUGGAGACCAUUUUAAGUCUACGCUUCUUUAUCUUUCAAUACGGUGUUGUUUACAAAUUGGAUGUGCAAGGCUCAAAUACGUCUUUGUCGGUGUAUGGAUUUUCUUGGCUUGUACUUGUGGGGCUGAUAUUCUUAUUCAAGAUUUUCACAUUCAGCCAGAAAAUAUCAGUCAAUUUCCAACUGAUCUUGCGAUUUGUACAAGGUGUUGCCUUCAUGCUAGCAAUUGCUGGAAUAGCUGUUGCUGUUGUGCUCACAGAGCUUACUAUUACCGACAUAUUUGCUAGCAUCUUAGCAUUUGUACCCACUGGUUGGGGAAUACUUUCGAUCUGUGUGGCUUGGAAACCAGUGUUGAAAAAGAUUGGGCUGUGGAAAUCUGUGCGGUCUCUUGCUAGGUUAUUUGAUGCUGGAAUGGGAAUGCUGAUAUUUGUACCCAUUGCCUUGUGUUCAUGGUUCCCUUUUAUCUCAACAUUUCAAACACGGCUUAUGUUCAACCAAGCGUUUAGUCGGGGUUUGGAAAUUUCCCUCAUUCUUGCUGGAAAUAACCCAAAUUCAGGAUUAUAGUUUUUUGGUCAGAUUUUCUACAUGUAGAGGGGUUAACUUAAAGUGUACUAUGAGGAAUUUAAUCUGCAGAUUUUAAGUAGUGAUUGUAUGUAAAAUAUCAGGUUGUAAAUUUUGUAGUAUUUGGUCAAUUAUGAGCAUAGAAUUUGUGAGAAUAGCACCGCCUCUGGUUUUGGGCACCUUGAAUUUUAUUGGGUUCGUUUUAUCUUCAUUAGCUUUGUAUGUAAAUAACAUAUUUGGACGAGUGUUUGAACUGAUGUUGAUUGAAAUGAAACAAGAUUCUUCAGGCGAGUAACUUUCGAUAAA